Molecule: messenger RNA, 381 nt
Organism: Meloidogyne enterolobii
Lineage: Eukaryota; Metazoa; Nematoda; Chromadorea; Rhabditida; Meloidogynidae
Source: the annotation of a GenBank genome assembly
UUUCUCUCAAUUUUCCAAUCAACCAACUUUAAAAAAUUAAAAUUUAUUUUCAGUGAUUUAACUCUCAAUAACAGCUCUGCCCGAGAAAUGUUUCAAAAAAUGUCUAUUGUAGAGGGGUUUUUGUCUGGAAAAUGUUGCGAUCAGAAAGAACAUUUACGUGUUUUAAUUGAAUUAAUUGACUAUUUAAUGCAAAAUUUAAAUGGGCCUGUACGUUGUUGUCAACAAAAAUGCCAACAAAUUGGUGAAAAACAUUUUAUAAUUUUUGGGGGUUCUUUAAACAAAGUAAGAAUUUGGGACGAUUUCGGAGAGUGCCUAAGUGAUGCUUUUGCUAAAGUUGAAUAUAUAAGGAUUGGAUAUCUCCAACAAUCCAAGAAAAGGUAA